This is a messenger RNA of Portunus trituberculatus (swimming crab), 5177 nucleotides long. It is a transcript of the gene Fs(2)Ket, whose product is annotated as importin subunit beta-1-like. NCBI's taxonomy places the organism in Eukaryota, Metazoa, Arthropoda, Malacostraca, Decapoda, Portunidae. The record is from RefSeq and is a predicted model, not a curated record. Bases 111 to 2756 code for a protein of 881 amino acids. Gene Ontology annotation, biological process: protein import into nucleus. Gene Ontology annotation, molecular function: small GTPase binding; nuclear import signal receptor activity. Gene Ontology annotation, cellular component: cytoplasm; nucleus. The transcript has 11 exons.
GUCCCUAGCUUGUAUUCCUCCGCGGCACGUGUGAGGGUCCUGCCGGCGGUAACGGAGGCACCGCUAUCACCUUUUCUCGCUCUCGUGGGAUAUACAGAUUACCAAAAAACAUGGAGCAAGUUAUUCAAAUACUCGAGAAGACAACAUCUCCCGAUAAGAAUGAACUGGAAACUGCGCUGAAAUAUCUGGAACAAGCUGCACAGUCAAAUCUGCCUGAGUACGUGAAGGUGCUUAGUGAUGUGCUGCAUCAUGGAAGAAACUCAACCGUGGCUCGCAUGGCUGCUGGUAUUCAGCUCAAGAACACAUUGGCUUCCAAUGAUCCCAAAGUCAAGGUUCAGUAUCAGCAGCGGUGGUUGGCCUUACCUCCAGAUGUCAGGGACUAUGUCAAGACAAAUGUGUUGGGAGCCUUGGGAACAGAGCAGAAUCGUCCAAGUUCAGCAGCUCAGUGUGUGGCUUACAUUGCCCUCACUGAGAUCCCUGUGGGUCAGUGGCCAAACCUUAUUGACAGACUUGUAGCAAAUGUGACCACCCCUGGGGCUACAGACAUGACCAAAGAGUCCACUUUGGAGUCCAUUGGAUAUAUAUGUCAGGAUAUUGAACCUGAAGCCAUUGCUGCACAAAGUAACAAUAUUCUCACAGCCAUUGUUCAUGGCAUGAAGCGAGAUGAACCCAAUGACCAUGUGAGGUUGGCAGCCACCACAGCACUCCUCAACUCCUUAGAAUUUACCAGACAGAAUUUUGAGAGGGAUGCUGAGCGACAUUUUAUUAUGCAGGUGGUCUGUGAAGCCACUCAGUCAACCAACACCCAGAUAAAAGUAGCUGCCCUUCAGUGCCUGGUGAAGAUUAUGUCUCUCUAUUAUCAGUAUAUGGAGCACUACAUGGGACCUGCACUCUUUGCUAUUACUUUGGAAGCCAUGAAGAGUGAAAUCGAUGAGGUGGCAUUGCAAGGCAUUGAAUUUUGGUCCAACGUGUGCGAUGAAGAAGUGGAUCUGGCCAUUGAAGCAUCCGAGGCAGCAGAGUUGGGCCGUCCACCUGAGAGGACCUCUAGGUUUUAUGCCAAGGGAGCAUUGCAGUAUCUCGUUCCUGUCUUAAUGAUGACUUUGAGUAAGCAAGAGGAGGCUGAUGAUGAUGAUGAAUGGAACCCAUGCAAAGCUGCUGGGGUGUGCAUCAUGCUGUUGGCCACUUGCACUGAGGAUGACAUUGUGCCCCAUGUCCUUCCAUUUGUUAAAGAAAACAUCAAACACCAAAACUGGAGGUUACGAGAUGCUGCUAUUAUGGCGUUUGGUUCCAUCCUGGAGGGCCCUGAUCCUACAAACCUGAAGCCAAUGGUGGAGCAAGCAAUGCCAACCCUCAUAGAGGCCCUGAAUGAUAAUUCAGUGGUGGUGCGGGACACCACUGCUUGGACUCUGGGUCGAGUCUGUGAACUGAUCCCAGAUGCAGCAUGCAAUGACACCUACCUCAAGUUGUUGUUGGAGGCUCUUGUCCAUAGCCUGAAAGGGGAGCCUCGUGUAGCUUCAAAUGUAUGCUGGGCCCUUAGUUCUCUAGCAGAAGCAGCAUAUGAGCAAGCAGAUACAGGAGAUGGGGAUGGUGAACCACCUACCUACUGUCUUUCUGCAUUCUUUGAUCCUCUUGUGGAUGUAUUGCUGCAAACAACAGAUAGAGCUGAUGGCAACCAAUGCAACUUGCGCAAUGCUGCCUAUGAGGCUCUCAUGGAAUUGAUGAAAAAUUCUCCACAUGAUUGUUAUCCCACCGUCCAGAAAACCACAAUGAUCAUCCUGGAGAGGCUGCAACAAGUUUUGCACAUGGAGACACAGGUCCAGUCUCAUAGUGACCGUGUUCAAGUCAAUGAUAUCCAGUCCUUGCUCUGUGCCACACUGCAGUCUGUGCUGCGUAAAGUCACUCCUGAAGAUGCUCCUAAAAUAAGUGACCCCAUCAUGGCAGCUUUGCUCCAAAUGUUCCAAACUUCCCAGGGAAAGUCUGGGGGUGUUCAGGAAGAUGCACUGCUGGCAGUGUCUACUCUUGUGGAAGUGUUGGGGCAGAACUUCCUCAAGUAUAUGGAAGCUUUUAAGCCAUAUCUGUGUUUAGGUCUUAGAAAUGUAGAUGACUACACUGUAUGUGCAGCAGCUGUGGGUGUCACUGGAGACAUCUGUCGUGGUUUGGGAGACAAGGUGGAACCAUUCUGUGAUGAGCUUAUGUCUAUGUUGGUGGAGAACUUAGGAAACAACAAUGUCCACAGGAAUGUAAAGCCAGCCAUUUUGUCAGUAUUUGGAGACAUGGCGUUGGCUCUAGGACCCAAGUUUACCAAGUAUUUGGAAAUUGUACUACAGAUGCUUCACCAAGCCUCUCAGGCACAGGUGGACCGCUCAGACUUCGAUAUGCUGGACUACCUAAACGAGCUGCGUGAGACAUGUCUGGAGGCCUACACUGGCAUUGUGCAGGGCCUCAAGGGUGAUGGGCCCAACCCCAAACAGGAGGUACAGCUGCUGCGCACUCAUGUGCCACACAUGAUUACCUUCAUCACUUCUGUGGCUGCAGAUGAAGAGAAGUCUGAUCCUGUUGUGGCCAGUUCUGCAGGACUCAUUGGAGACCUGUGCUCAGUGUUUGGGACUGAUAUGCUACAACUAGUGGAAACAGAUCCCAUCGGCAACCUUCUGAUCCAAGGUCGCCGUUCAAAAACCUCCAAGACAAAGACCUUGGCAAUGUGGGCAACCAAAGAGAUCCGUCGCCUUAAAUCCAACAACAGCACUUGCCCUUAACUUGGCUUUUCAGAUGAGUGGCAAGUAUAGUCUGUGGUGAGUCGAUGCGAUGAGUCAGAUGCGGUGUGUCUGCAUGGAGUGAGCGAGCGAAGAACGUUGGCCGGCUGUGGUGAGUGAUGACCGUUCAGCGGAUGGGUUGUGUGGUGAGUGGACGGACGAACGUGGACGAUCGCAGGUGCGGCAGGUUGGCCGAAUGUGCGAUGACAACCAGGUGGCCUCAGAAGAGUGUAGAAGCAUGUUAGAAAAUCUGAAAUGAUUAGUAAGAUUCAUAGGUGAUGUUAAGGAAAAGUAGCCAGUGCAUCAUUCCAGCUCAGAAAAGAUCUGCCUCAGUUGAUCUUUAAUGAUUCUAAACUUUUCCAAAAGUCCUGUUUCAUAUCUAGGGUUUAGAAAGCCAGUCCUUUCAAGUGCCUUUUGUGGGAAUGAAUGGUGCUGUAACCUUGAAUCUUGUACCCUACUGGUAACAAUCCAUCUGCUGUACAGACGACUUGGUGGUUCACUGUAUUCUGUGGUAUCUAGUCAAGGGUACAAAGGAUUCUUAACUACUAUCCCUUCCAUUCUGUAAAUGUUAGUCUUAAUCUACUCCACAGACUGGGCAGCUGUGCUGCAUUCAAACACAGAUAUUUACAAGUUCCAAUUCUCCCAGUAUUCUCAUUGGUUUACCUGUAUGUCAUACAUAAUAGGACUACACAUCUCCUCAACUGUCUUCAUAAUCCAUAAAAAUCUUGCCUCUCUUGGACUUGUAAAUAUUAAUUUGGGGUUUGCAGUUGAUAAUUUACCUAUUAAGGUACCUCUUCAUUUUCUCUUUAACCCUCUGGUAACAGCACGUGUGUGUUUAGGGCACUGGAAUGGGAUAAGGCUUCAGUAGUUUAAUUGAAACUAGAGGCAGUGUAUCUUACAAAAUUAAUGCCUACUUAAAUGUAAAAUAAUAGAAAGCUUAAUCAUAACUUAUAAAGCUUUUUUAAGAAAACUUGUAAUUUUGUUCUUGAAGAAAGAUUAUUUUCAAAUGCCAUAGUGAAAAAGGAAGGUUUUCAUUGGCUUUAAAAGAAGUAUUAGCCCUUGAAAAUAGUGUAAUAUUGAAUCUGCAAAAUGUUUUAAAAGCUUAAUGACCAAGGCUAUUAUUACAUAAAAUGUCAUUAUACUCAAAUUUUACCAGCAACAUUAAAAAAUUAUUUCAUGUCAAAGAGCCCUAAAUGUGCAAUGUGAUGAGGCAUCAGUGUGAAGGUUUUUGGAAGAUGUUGCUCUAACCCGCAGUCAUUAGUGCUUGGACUCUAUGAGGACUUGUGUGAAUGUACUGGCUUUGUGGGUUAAGGUUUUCUUCCAUUAACUUAAUCCGGUUUUCGGUUAGUGCCAAAUUCCCCAGUAAAUAACAGAGGUACAAUGGUUCAUUAGGUUCGGCCCCCAUUGGCUGAUGCUGAAGAUCUAGGUCCAUCUUGAAGACAGUGUUAGGCAACAUCGGCAUUGGCUUUAUUUUUUUCAAUCAUUAUUUUUUUAUUUAUUUAUUUUUUUUAUGUACUUGACUUUCUGAGGUUUGAAUAGGACGUCGUAAAUAUAACACUGCUCGAGAAGGAACAGAUUUUGUGAACUACCAGAUGAGCUGACCACAGGAGGGAGUGUGCGUGUGUGUGUGCGGUCCUGUGACAGGUGAAUGUUUGACUGUGAUACGAGGCCCCGUGUGUGAUGUGGCGCCGUGUAAGCGUGUGGUGCAAGCUGAUGUUCUGUCCAGUAAUGCUAGUGUCCGUAGUGAUAGUGAUGGAUGCCUGAUCUGGAAAAAAAGUGGUGUGAAGUGAAGUGUGUUACCUGAAGAUAAAUGUCAGGUUCCCAUGUGUGAGUGAUUGGCAUAUUUGGACAGUGUGGAACAACCAGCGUGCAUCCUGUGCUUUCUUCUUUGCCAUGUUAGCACAUUUUCAACAUGACAAGCUUGGCAAGUUGUGAAAGCUUGCCAUAUUUUCAUGGCUUGUCAUGUUGCCAUCCUUACCCUUUCCCCCCAGUGACGUGACUUAGUGACUGAGGGUGUGAGUGCAAACUUGUCGUUCUUGAAGGACGUGUGACUGUGAUACUGUGUUCCUUUAGUGCAAAUGUUAAUGCGCGAGUGUGUACAUUCCACCAGUUGGUGUAGUAUUAGUGUACAGAAAAACAAACAACACAAGCUUUACAGGUGAACCUGCUACACAAGUUCACAGUUUAGCUUACUUAGUUCUGUAACUUGUUAUUUCCUCAAUUUAGGGUUAAAUUUUUUUCCCAAUCAUUAUGAAAAGGAUUCGCAUUCAUUAAGUGGAAAUACUUAGCGUAUAUUUUUUCACAAUGUUACGUUAAUUUCUAAUUUGUGAUUAGGAUUUUUUUGGAUACUUUAAGGUAAAUAAGUUUUAAUGGACUCGUGUACCAUAUUUACGAAUGCUACAUUUGAAUAAAUAAGUUUGUGAG